This is a messenger RNA of Bipolaris victoriae FI3, 219 nucleotides long. RefSeq lists its product as hypothetical. The record is from RefSeq and is a predicted model, not a curated record. The coding region runs from base 1 to 219 and encodes 72 amino acids. The transcript has a single exon. Lineage: Eukaryota; Fungi; Ascomycota; Dothideomycetes; Pleosporales; Pleosporaceae.
AUGACUAUGAUGACUGUUGAUCUGGUCUUCGUUGACAGAAAGCAGGUAAGCCAACUGCAGACAACUACAGUUUACUUGUGCUCAACAGUCGACUGCUUAGCUACCAUGCACUUGGUAAUGGACUCAACAAAAGUAAUACGAAACACCCCAUGUCAUAGUUUCCAUAUUCUCUUAAUAGUUUGCAACUCUGUUAUACCAGUAUCGCAAUUGUUUCACUAA